Molecule: messenger RNA, 1599 nt
Organism: Oncorhynchus keta (chum salmon)
Lineage: Eukaryota; Metazoa; Chordata; Actinopteri; Salmoniformes; Salmonidae
Product: GTP cyclohydrolase 1-like
Exons: 6
Coding region: 97-810 (237 amino acids)
Biological process (GO): tetrahydrofolate biosynthetic process; tetrahydrobiopterin biosynthetic process
Cellular component (GO): cytoplasm
Molecular function (GO): zinc ion binding; GTP cyclohydrolase I activity; GTP binding
Source: RefSeq, a predicted model, not a curated record
GAGCAAUAGUCUAGUGUCACCUCUUACCACAACUUAGUCAACAAGCGGUGACUUUAUACACAGGGCAUUGAAUCAAGUUAUUUCAGUUUUAUUAGAAUGGAGUACCAAAAAGCCUCAGAGAUUAACGGCGUCUGCAAUGGAAAAAUUGUUACAGAAUAUCUCAACGGGUUCAGUGAAAAAUCCAUAGAGGCAAAGAAAGCUGAAUUGAUGGGCAAGGAGGAGAAGUCCCACAAGGAGUCAGAGGAUGUGUGCAAGAUAUCUGCCAUUGAAAGAGCCUACGGCAUCGUACUUCGAGAACUGGGAGAAGACGUGGAACGUGAGGGUCUACUGCGUACACCAUUACGGGCAGCCAAAGCAAUGCAGUUCCUCACCAAAGGUUAUCACGAGACAGUAAAGGACAUCCUGAACAAUGCCAUCUUCAACGAGAACCACAACGAGAUGGUGAUCGUGAAGGACAUUGAAAUGUUCUCUCUCUGUGAGCACCAUCUCGUGCCCUUCUUUGGCAAGGUUCACAUUGGAUAUCUUCCGAACAAUAAAGUGGUUGGUCUGAGCAAGCUGGCAAGGAUUGUUGAAAUCUUCAGCAGGAGGCUUCAAGUGCAGGAACGCCUGACCAAGCAGAUCGCUACAGCAAUCUCAGAGGCAUUAGAGCCUGCAGGCGUAGCAGUUGUCAUUGAGGCAGCUCAUAUGUGCAUGGUGAUGAGGGGUGUGCAGAAGAUGAACAGCAAGACCGUGACAAGCGCCAUGCUGGGACUCUUCCAAGAGGAUCCCAAGACGCGGGAGGAGUUCUUGGCUCUGAUCAAAAACAACUGACCCACUUGGGCCGUUGUUACCUCACCCGGUCUUCCCAAGCCAAAAACAGCCAUCUCUCCAGCUAUCACCAAACAAUGCAAGAUUGUUUUCUUCUUUCUUUUCUCUUCUGCAUCUCAUUCUUUCAUUGAUCUUAGCUAAGUAUGUUCUGUCAGGUAGGGGGGUUGGGGUUGAAAUACUAUUUUGAAAUCUUUCAAAUAUUUUGAGCGCUUUUCUCUAGUGCACCUGGAGUAAAGAUCCGGGGUUUGCAGUUUGGGAACAAUUGCUAAAACUGAUAUAUCAGGGAGUCAUGAUCAGGGAUUAAAAACUAUAAGGAACUUGAUAUGCGUUUUAUAAGUUAUGUGUAGUUAUGUGUAGUCCUUGGAUCGUUUCAUAUUAAGUGCUGCUGCCAAAGGCCCCUCUGUACCCACCUUCAGAGGAAGCGCCUUACCGUUACUGUAUCGCAAGUGCUUACAUUGUUUAGAUUUUUUUUCUUAGUAUUUUGGCUGUAUAUUAUGGACAUGGUAUUCCUAGAAACUUGAAGCUGAAAUAUGACCCUCAUAACAUUGACAUUUGUUCUGUUUGGACAUGACUCUUGUGCUAGUAAGGGGUGUCAAUAUCUAGUUGUGCAAUGGCUCAAGGUAAGAAUGAUAUAGGAGCAUAACAAUAACAAUGGAAAUGUUCUGUAAAUGCCUCUAACCCAAAUGUUGUAUCACAUGAGUAUGACGAUGCUAGUUAAUGUUAAAAAUGUUGAUUUGUCAAUCUUAUGAGUUUUGAACAUUACAUUUAGAAAGAAAUAAAUAUUUAACCUGC